CCGAAACUUGAACCAGAGAAAGUUGUUUCUAAAUUCUAAUGGCAUAGUAAUUAACCAAAUUGGAUAACUGAAGAAGCAGAGACGAUGAGAGCUCUGACAUGGACGGGAAUGUCGCCGCCGCCGACAAUGGUGGCGGCGCGAACGGCGACUCCAACGAUGGUUACAUUACGACGGAUUAACCUCCGUGGAGAUCGCGUCUGUGUUAGAGCCACGGCGUCGUCUAGCGCGGCGGUUUCCGGCGGAGGAGUAGCGGAAGCGGUGGAACUGUCUGAGAUUGGAGAGAGAAGUAAUAAAUGGAAGUGGAAAGGAGAAUAUUCAAUCAAUUACUUCGUCAAGAGCUCGCCGGAGGAAGUAACUCCGGCGAGUCAGACCCUUCUCUUGGUUCAUGGCUUUGGCGCUUCGAUUCCUCACUGGCGAAGGAACAUAAAUGCUCUGUCCAAAAACCAUACAGUGUAUGCGAUUGAUCUUCUUGGGUUUGGUGAUUCGGAGAAGCCACCUGGUUUUAGCUAUACUAUGGAGUCAUGGGCUGAAUUAAUACUCAACUUCUUGGAGGAAGUGGUUCAGAAACCGACUAUUUUGAUCGGAAACUCUGUUGGAAGCCUUGCUUGCGUCAUCGCCGCCUCAGAAUCAAAACAAGAUCUGGUUAAAGGUCUUGUUCUGUUGAAUUGUGCUGGUGGUAUGAACAACAAAGCUGUGUUUGAUGACUGGAGAAUCAAGCUUCUGAUGCCAUUGCUCUUGCUUAUCGACUUCUUACUCAAGCAAAGAGGAAUCGCUUCCGCACUCUUCAACCGCGUUAAAGACAGGGAAAAUCUCAAGAACAUCUUGACAAAUGUUUACGGAAACAAAGACAAUGUAGAUGAUACCCUUGUAGAGAUUAUCGCUGGACCAGCAAACAGCGAAGGUGCACUAGAUGCAUUUGUAUCAAUCUUGACCGGUCCACCUGGACCAAACCCGAUUAAGCUGAUUCCGGAAAUAACCAAACCGGUUCUCGUCUUAUGGGGAGACCAAGAUGGAUUAACCCCUCUUGACGGUCCUGUAGGUAAGUACUUCACGUCCCUUCCGGGUCAGUUACCUAACUUCAACCUCUAUGUUCUAGAAGGCGUUGGACAUUGCCCACAAGAUGAUCGUCCAGAUCUUGUCCAUGACCGUCUCCUUCCAUGGCUGGCUCAGCUUUCAUCCACAUAGUUCUAUUUGUUUCAACCAUGUGUAUACAUACAUACACUCACCAAUGCUAUGUUUAUAAAUGUAUAACAUAUAUUGUAAAUUGGUGAAGGAGUUUGAUUUUGGAGUAUUACUAAAUAGAAUCGGUUCAACAGAA
Eutrema salsugineum is the source of this 1318-nucleotide messenger RNA. RefSeq lists its product as uncharacterized. The transcript is spliced from 5 exons. Lineage: Eukaryota; Viridiplantae; Streptophyta; Magnoliopsida; Brassicales; Brassicaceae. Gene Ontology annotation, biological process: chlorophyll metabolic process. Gene Ontology annotation, molecular function: chlorophyllase activity. Gene Ontology annotation, cellular component: chloroplast. Bases 85 to 1185 code for a protein of 366 amino acids. The record is from RefSeq and is a predicted model, not a curated record.